Messenger RNA from Pseudoliparis swirei, 3312 nucleotides. It is a transcript of the gene ripor3, whose product is annotated as RIPOR family member 3. The transcript is spliced from 24 exons. Lineage: Eukaryota; Metazoa; Chordata; Actinopteri; Perciformes; Liparidae. The coding region runs from base 241 to 2937 and encodes 898 amino acids. The record is from RefSeq and is a predicted model, not a curated record.
UAACUGGUUGGGGUUCUCUCUGACGUCCUCAUCAAAGCUGCUGCAACACUGAACGCUAUCAGGACGGAGCAGACAGCUGCCACACACACAUACACACACACUCCCACAGACACACACACACUCCCACAGACACACACAGUGUUGGCAUGAGGCCGCUCGGUGAGGAGGACUCUGCAGUGACAGGUGGGAUUAGCCGGUUCUUCGUCCAGGGGGCGCCUCCAUCUCCUCCGUGUCUCCAGGAUGUCGGUGAAGUUGAGGUUCGGCUCUCCCUCAGAUGGCUGCCUGGUCCACAGGAGGCGGUCCUUCACCGGGUUCAGCUCUCUGACUGGACGACGGCGGCCGUCUUCUGGUCGUAACACGACCGGAGGUAAAUCUCCCAGAAUGCACCUGUCUCUCAGCGGUGGGGGCGGGGCUACGUGGUCCCUGCAGCCGGAGGAGGUGGACCGGGUCUUCACGGCGCUACACAGGGGACUGAAGGCUCAGUCUGAUGAGUGGAUGAUGUCAUACAGAGAACAGCUGCAGGGCCUCCAGGCUGAGAUCAACUUCCUGUCGUCACAGCAGAGAGAAACCAAGAGGAACUCCAGACUGGCCUUCCUGUAUGAUCUAGAGAAGGAGGUCAGAGGCUUGGAGAGAUGCAGACGGAGACUGGAGUUCCAGAUCAGCAUGGUGGAGGAGCUCCAUGAGAGCUUCCUGGUCCAGUGGAGGCUCCUCCUGGGGGCCGUGAACAUGCAGCGAGCCUUCUCUCUGUCUCCGUCCUCCAGAGCCUCCAGAGACAGUCUGGUGGAGCUGAGCCGCAACUACCGGCACAGCCUGCAGGAAAUGUCAGUUAUGGAGGAAGAGUUGGAAACGAUGCUGGGAGAGCUGCACGUCAAGAUGAAGGGUCUGGUUGGUUUCGCUCGGCUCUGCCUUGGAGACCAGUACGAGGUGGUGAUGCGAUUGGGUCGCCAGCGCUGGAGGACGAGAGGGAGGAUCCAAUCAGACGACACGCAGACGUGGGACGAAGAGGAGAAGGUCUUCCUCCCUCACAUCCACCACCACUUUGAGAUCAAGGUGGCCGAGGCGAAGGCUCUGGGUUGGCUGCUGGUCGGCAUGGUAACGUGUGCCAGUGCAGACUUCUUGGUGGCAGGAAGUCAGAUGAUGGAGGUGGAGGUGACGGAGCUGGGGACCAUGAAGCUGCAGCUGGAGGUCACCUGGAGUCCCUUUGACAGGUUGAGGUCGACCAGCAGGAAGACUUCAGGUUACAGCUGGACGGCACCGAGUACCCCCAACUUCAUGCAGCACGGAGACGGUUCUCUGGUGAGAGCUCGACCAAUCAGAGGAGGCGUGUCUCUGGUCAACUUCCUGUCCAACCAGCCACACCCCCAGAGUCCCUUCAGCCCGACCCAGAUGUCCCUCCUGGACGUGUCCACAGAGGAGGAGGAGAGGGGGAGGAGUGAAGAGGAGGAGGAGCAGGAGGAGCAGAGGAGGAGUGGUGCUCCCUCUCCUGCUGCACCGAGGGCCCCAGACCUCCUCAGGAGGAGCCCGGCCCAGGCCCCCCCCCGGGUUCAGGACUCGCCCCCGGCCCCGCCCACUCUGCCCCCGGUCCUAAGCCCCGCCUCCCCCGCCGCCCCGCCCCCGAGCGCCGCCCGGCGCCGGGCCCUCGCCGCCCGGCUAGGAGCCCUGAUGGAGGAGCUGGAGGAGGCGCUGAAGGAGCAGAGCGGCUCCGAGGCGGAGCUGAGAGUCCUGGAGCAGCAGGUCCUGCACCUGGCCACCGUCCUGAAGAACGACCUCUCUCUGCUGAGCGGCUCGUCUUCAGAGGAGGACGAUGUGGAGGAAGUCCUGGGCAGCUUUGACUUCCUGUCACAUGACGAUGACACUUCCUGUCCGGGCAGCGCGAGGCGGGCCGGCAGCGGUCCUCUCAGGAGACUCGGACCGUCGACUUCUGAGGACUGUCUGGGCGUCGCCCCGCUGACCUCUGGGAGUUGGAGUCUGGACCAGACCCUCGAGACUCACCUGGACAUCUGCUGCAUCCUGCUGCAGGCCAUCGGGGCGACGGCCUUCAGGCCGACGAGGGCGGAGCUGCUGCAGGAGACACGCCUCCAGGCAGACGUCCUGCAGAGGAUCAGCUGCUUGCUGCUGGAGAACCACAGCGUGACGUCGGCCGCAGACGUGCUCCCGGAGGCGCAGCAGGAGGUGCAGCUGCUCUGGGACCAGUGCUGCGCGGGCGGCGCUCCGUUCGGCUGCGACUCGACUCGGUUCUGCAGGACGAUGAAGAACCGCUUCACCCACCAGGUGGAGGCCAGAGUGUUCUCCCUGCUCCUGCAGCAGCUCCAGGCCUCCUCCUCGGUGCCCGGUGCUCCUCCUCCUCCCUGCAGCCCUGACAGAGUGACCGUCUUCCAGCUCUGGACGUUUCUGAAGAGAUGGAAACUCAGAGAGGAGAGAGGGCUGAGAGGGGUCAUCACACGGCUGACCACUGAGGAGUACUUCCUGUCGGCCCUGAGGAGCCCCAAACGGAGGCGGGCUCUAAAUAAGAUGAGGGGGCGUGGCUUGGCGGAGCUCCUCCCCCUGAGCGACACGCUGCAGACUCUGGCCGCCAUGCAGCUGGACUCCAACCACCGAGUCUGCCGCGCCGCAGCCGGCUGCCUGUCCAGGGCAGCCGGCUGCGGCGCCUUCAGGAGACAGGCUCUGGUUUACUACACCGAGAGUUUGAAAAGCUCUGAUGUUCAGAUCCAACAAGGAUCCUGUAUGGCUCUGAAAUGCCUCAAGGCCACAGAGAGCGUGGACCUGGUCUCAGACCUCUGGAGCUCUCGUGAUGAAGACGUCUGCAGCGCCGCCAGAGAGACGGUGCUCUCCUUCGGUAAGAAGGGCUACCUGGCCUUCCAGAGGAUGGACCAGCUGUCCACUGAGAUGCAGGAGGAGCUCCACCAGAACCAGGAGACUGAGAUCACCUUCCUGUAGGACCGGGUCUGGACCUGAACCGGGUCUCGGGGAUCCUGAGCGUCUUGAGGAACCAGGACUCUGAGGCUUCGUCCAAUGAGAAGAGACUUCUCUGGAGACCUGAAUGUUUUGCAUAAAGGAGGCGGAGCCACAAGAGUUCUACUGCAGCUAUGAAACUCCUGAGAAAUGUCUUAAUAUUACACAUUAUAUAAUUAUACUCAUACCAGAAGACGAUCACCUGAACACAUGUUAUAGUGAAUUAUUUGUUUUCAGUGUUUUGUUUUCUUUAAUUCACUCAAAUAUAAAAACAGAAGAAAAACAAUUAAGUUUGUGAAUGUUUGAACGUCUCAGACCCUGAAAAUACAAAGUAAAUAAACACAGUAGAUAAACAGUAAA